UUAACCCUGGACCUCUCUGAUGUAAACCAAAGUUUGUAUAACAGACAGUCUGUAACUGUUGGAUGGUAGCAAAGUCCUGGUCAGGCCAUCCAAAAGGAAGGAUCUUAAACCUGGAAUAGGCACAAGAUACAUACAGCUCAUCAUGAAUAGAACCCCCUUCCAGGUCUGUGCCUUGUUGCUUGCUUUGGGAGGGAUGACCUGUGUCCUUGUAUCCACAGUAUCCUCUAAAUGGAAAACCUCCAGCCCUUCCACUAACAUCAUCACUUCCACUGCCGUAUUCGAAGGGCUCUGGAUGAACUGUGUGGGCACCUCUGUGGGCUCUGUGCAGUGUAAGAAGUUCUCGUCACUUUUCAGUCUGCCCACUCAUAUCCAGGCUUGUCGUGCUUUGAUGAUCAUCUCUCUCAUCCUUGGCCUCCUCUCUUGUUUAAUCUCCUUGUUUGGACUGAAGUGCACCAAAUUUGGUAGCCAAGAUGAAAACACCAAGGGAAAGAUUGCUCUGUCCGGAGGACUGCUUUUCAUCGUAUCAGGGGUCGCCUGCUUAGUGGCAGUGUCUUGGUAUGCAGCCACUAUCACCCAAGAGUUCUUUGAUCCUCGCUACAUUGGAAUGAAGUAUGAGCUUGGCUCUGCUCUGUAUAUUGGAUGGGCUGGAUCUCUUCUGGCAAUUCUUGGAGGUUCUUUCCUGUGCUGCUCAUGCAAGAAGAAAACAACUGCCAAAAAAGGAAUCUACAAAUACAACUAUCCAGGAGCAACAGACAGUGAAUUCACCCAAUUCAAAGAGAAGAAAGAGAGGAAAGAAGGUGCUUCAGUGGACAGAGCCUAUGUUUAACCUGCAAUCCAGACUCAAAACUGUGUUCAGUUUCACAAUUUUAUAUGUAGUUUAAGCUUUGUAUUGUAUGGUUCUAUUUGUUAAGCACCAUGGAUAUUAUAAUUUGUUCUGUGUACAUAAAAUAGGCAGAAAUAAGAAGCAAUGACAAAGAACUCAGUUUAUACUACAAUUAGGCUUUUGUAUAAAUUAUCUUUGCUUACCUAAGGGCCUAUUAACAAUAAUGGGGCACAUUAAGGUGUGCAUUAAUGCACUCCCACUGGUGUGCAAUGCAUCACAAUGCUUGCUUUUUUUCCAUUUUUUUAAAACGUUAUUACCGUAAAUGUGACAGUUUAAAUCUAUACUCAGCAGACCAUUGUGAUGUGUUAUAGCAUGUCUUAACAAGCUGUGCACAAAUUCAACAUGCCUUACUUUUUUUAACACACACCAAUGCAGUGCGUUUGUGUAAACUAAAGCUAUUAGACAUAAAGCAAAUUGUCUUGUCUGUGAAUCACCCAUUUAGUGUUUAGUACAAUGUAACAUAUUUGGGACCAAUAAAAACAUUGGUGAAAAUGAA
This is a messenger RNA of Rana temporaria (common frog), 1379 nucleotides long. RefSeq names its product claudin-15-like. Gene Ontology annotation, cellular component: plasma membrane; bicellular tight junction. Gene Ontology annotation, molecular function: structural molecule activity. Lineage: Eukaryota; Metazoa; Chordata; Amphibia; Anura; Ranidae. The transcript is spliced from 6 exons. Gene Ontology annotation, biological process: bicellular tight junction assembly; cell adhesion. The record is from RefSeq and is a predicted model, not a curated record. Bases 143 to 826 code for a protein of 227 amino acids.